AGUAUAAUCUAAUCUGAUAUUACGGUGAGAGUGCUCAAUGUUCCGCAGGGUCCUUUGCAACUCUUUCCCCCAUCUUCCUAUUCCAACAAUCCCACCCAAAACCAACAACUCCUUCUUCGCCUUACCCAUUCUCACUGUCAAAGCCUUUUCCUCUUCCAAAAUGGGGGACGCAAGAAGACCCAUCUCCGUCCCCAUUCCCACUCUCGAAAAAGCCCAACGCUCCGAACUUCUCCGUGCUCUAGAAGCUUCCUUGGGUUCUUCCUUCAGCUCCGACCCUCUCUCUCCAAACCCUAACCCUCUCAUUCUUGUCAUCAGUGGCCCCAGUGGGGUUGGCAAAGACGCGCUAAUCACGCGCCUCCGUCAGUCCCGCCGCGGCCUCCACUUCGUCGUCACUGCCACCACGCGCCCCCGCCGUCCCUCCGAGGUGCACGGCAAGGACUACUUCUUCGUCUCCAAAGAGGAGUUUCUCGGCAUGGUGGAGCAGCAGGAGCUGCUCGAGUACGCGCUGGUGUAUGGUGAUUACAAAGGCGUGCCGAAGCAGCAGAUUCGCGAGUUCAUGGCAAAGGGUUGCGAUGUGGUGCUUAGGGUUGAUAUUCAGGGUGCGGAGACACUGAGGAAGGUGCUGGGAAGCUCGGCGGUGUUCGUGUUUGUGGUGGCGGAGAGUGAGAUGGCGAUGGUGGAGAGGUUGGUGGAUCGGAAGACGGAGACGGUGGAGUCUCUGCUUGUGAGGAUUGGUACCUCGAGGGAGGAGAUGAAGCACGUGAAGAAUUUUGAUUAUGUGGUAGUGAAUGCCAAAGGGAAGCUUGACAAUGCUGUGAUGUUGGUAGAGUCUAUUAUUGAUGCUGAGAAAGCUAAGGGACUUCAAGCUCGUGUUUUCUUGUACAUGCAAACCGUGGAAGCGCAAUCACUUAAAAAUAUUGGCGUACCUGCGCUAGACAUGUUUUAUGAAGCUGAUAAACUGGGGAUGCUAGAAAAAAUCUAAUUUUUGAGUUCUGCUUAUUGCCAGUGCCAAGCAUGAUAUUGCUUUUCUACAAUUGGUGUCAUCGUGGUGCAGAGUGCAGACAUGUGGUGAUUCUUCCAGUACUGCCUUCUGUUACAGUUACAAGUAUUUGUUCUUGGUGAAUAGAAGUUUUAUUUACAACGCGUAAUAUCAUUUGUUUAUUUUAAUGGGUGAUCUGGUUGGAAAUAUUAAUGUAGGCAGCAAAUUCAAUUAAGUGGAUGAAAACAGUGAAAUGAACUAACACAGAGCCUUGAUACCUCGUGUAUUCCUUGUAUUGAACUGAUUAAAAAUUGCCAGUGGCUCAAACCUAAUGGUAAUAGCUUUUUG
Molecule: messenger RNA, 1327 nt
Organism: Abrus precatorius (Indian licorice)
Lineage: Eukaryota; Viridiplantae; Streptophyta; Magnoliopsida; Fabales; Fabaceae
Product: guanylate kinase 3, chloroplastic
Exons: 3
Coding region: 38-982 (314 amino acids)
Biological process (GO): purine nucleotide metabolic process
Cellular component (GO): cytosol
Molecular function (GO): GMP kinase activity
Source: RefSeq, a predicted model, not a curated record